AUGGGUCGCAGGCUCGAUGCAGUUAUUGCAAAAUGGAACUGUGUGUUUUGCUCCGUGAGCUCCAACUUCUCCCCCGAGAAGCCCCUUGCCUCCCCUGCGCCCCCUGCAGUCACCACAGUGCUGACUCAGCUGCAGGAGAAGCUGACGGCUGCCUCCUCAGACACAGAGACCUUCUCUCUGCUGGGUCACACGGAGAGACUCUUUCUCACCGCUGAUCCUGAUUGGUUGUUCUCCCCUGCACCGGCCGGUGAGGAGGAGCUGCGGUCGGCUCACAGGUCCGUGGUCCGUGCUCUGACCGACUGCGCGUCUCUGCCGCUCUGCGAGGACGAAAGCAGCUCGCUGCCUGCAGCGGCCUAUCACGGCGUUCCAGGCCGAGCCGUCCGGGUGUGCUCGGUGCUGCAGGUCCUGCUGGAAACUCUGGGUCAAAGUCAGAGGACGGACCUGUUGCUAACUCUAGCGCCAUCUGUGUGUGUGUUCAGUGUGAUGCACUACCAGGACCAGGCGUGGACGACAUCGUCUUCCAGAGCAGCUGCACGGAGACUGCAGGAGGCGCUGCUGAGGGCAGGUGGCUGGACAGACUCCGCCCAUCUCCUCAUGGGAGACAGGAGUCUGGCGGUGACGGAGGAGGAAGGGUCGAAAAGAGGAGUUCUUUCCGGAGUCCUGGACCUCCUACAGCCUCAACUCACCAGGUGAGAACCAGAAAUCGGAA
Messenger RNA from Cynoglossus semilaevis (tongue sole), 709 nucleotides. RefSeq lists its product as uncharacterized. Bases 1 to 693 code for a protein of 230 amino acids. The record is from RefSeq and is a predicted model, not a curated record. The transcript is spliced from 3 exons. NCBI's taxonomy places the organism in Eukaryota, Metazoa, Chordata, Actinopteri, Pleuronectiformes, Cynoglossidae.